CUAGCUUAUCUCUUUUCCUGUAGCAUGCGUGAGAAGGCAGUUCGAGAGCUGCUUACCCGGCACUGCCAGCUAUUGGAGACCCCUGAAUCUUGGGAUAAGGAGGCUUUCCUUACCCAGAAGCUUUGUGUGCCUGCCGAGUGGAUUCAUGAGGCCAAAGCAGUGCGAGCACACAUGGAAUCUGACAAGCACUUGGAGGCCCUCUAUUUAUUUAAAGCUGGACACUGGAACCGCUGCCACAAACUCGUCAUCCGGCACUUAGCUUCUGAUGCCAUCAUUAAUGAGAACUAUGACUACCUAAAGGGGUUCUUGGAAGACCUGGCACCUCCAGAACGCAGCAGCCUAAUUCAGGACUGGGAAACAUCUGGACUUGUUUACCUGGACUACAUUCAGAUCAUUGAAAUGCUUCACCAUAUACAGCAGGUGGAUUGCUCAGGUUAUGAGCUGGAGCAGUUACAUGCCAAAGUGUCUUCACUGUGCAACCGGGUAGAGCAGAUCCAAUGUUACAAUGCCAAGGAUCGCCUAGCUCAAUCAGACAUGGCCAAACGUGUAGCCAACCUACUGCGGGUGGUACUGAGUCUACAGCAUGCUCCCGAGGCAACCUCCGACUCAACGCCAGACCCUCAGCGAGUCCCUUGGCGCCUGUUGGCUCCCCACGUUGGCCGGCUUCCCAUGCCUGAGGAUUACGCCUUGGAGGAGCUGCGCAGCCUCACACAGUCCUAUCUGCGAGAACUGACUGUUGGGAGCCAAUGAGCCCCAGGCUCCUCGCAUCACACUCACAUGCCCAUUCACACUCACCACAAAGGUCCCUGCCUUGUUUUUAUUGGCCCUGUUUGCCAUUCUGGGUUGGCUAUAGAAUCCACCCCCUCGUCCCCCUUCCUGCUGCCACAAGCAGCAUCCCCUAUUUGUUCAGGGCUUUUGUUAAUACUGAACAUAGCAUAAGGGCUUCUAGAACCCAAAAAAGGAGAUGCACUCCUUUUACCAUCUUCAAGACCAUUAGAUUUUUUUUUCCCCUCUUUAAAAAUUGUCAGUAAAGAUUCUUUGGCAGACUCCUCAAAGGAACCAGGAAUCCUUUUCUACACCCAGCCAUUCUGGCUCUUGUGACGCUCCAGGCCAACCUGCCCUACUCCUACCCCAGCUCUUUUGUACUAGGACUCUUUAGGAGGAAUGAGACAGGUGAUGGGACAAAUGUGUUGAUCCAGGAAUGUCCUUCCGUAGCAGAUAAACUAUCCACAGAAGGAGGAGGAAACCUCUCCCUGAAGUAGAUUGUUAGUUAAUAUUGAGUUUAGGAGUCAAAAGAGGGUUGGACUGAGUUAGGAAACAACAAGGUCUUUCCAGCACAUUUAGAGUAGAAGUGAAUGCCUGCCAUGAAGGGGUCAGUCUUCAAGGCUUGUUUUGUUUCAUGAGCACCAUACCUUUCCUGGUUUUGUCAUGUUAUUUAGAACUCUGUCUGGAUUUGCCUGAGGGUUUAGAUAAAAAAUGGUAGGUUGGGUAGCCCUUUUUGUUCCAUAUUAUUCCCAAGGCAUUUCUCACCUUUCAUCUAUCCUCCCAGAAGGUAAAACCAUUACUGAGGCAGGCAAGGAGCUGAGCUUUAGGAGCAGUCAGAGAACCUUUGCUGCACUGCUGCCAGCUGUAGGGAGUCCCAGGAAAUGGCCUGAGAGCUGGUGUUAGGGCUGUCACAGGCACCAUGGCCACCCCUGGGUCUUUAUGCAUGAAGAUUAUGUAAAGGUUUUUAUUAAAAUAUAUAUAUAUAAAUAAAUGACCUAGAUUAUUUUCCUCUUUUUCUGAAGCUACUUUCUUAAAAAAAUAAAAUAAAAUGUUUAUAGCAUUCCUUGUA
Messenger RNA from Carlito syrichta (Philippine tarsier), 1834 nucleotides. Its product is annotated as nuclear pore complex protein Nup98-Nup96-like. Lineage: Eukaryota; Metazoa; Chordata; Mammalia; Primates; Tarsiidae. The record is from RefSeq and is a predicted model, not a curated record. The transcript is spliced from 4 exons. The annotation marks the transcript as partial.